GCCGAUCCUCUAUGCCUCUGUCAGAGUCCUCAAGACUCAGAGGAGACACACAGGAGAGUCCUCUGACAACCACAGACAUGGAAUAAACUGAAACAUCAGCAACACGUGACUCAGAGCUGCCCACUAUGGAGCCUGAGGUAUCAGUGUCGACCCCCCCGGACAGGGGCUGGACCCCGGACUCCAAUGAGGGUCUUCAUUAUGGUUCUUUUGCAAACAGCCUCGCAUCACUCACACACCAGGCACCAGAGAGGAUCACACCGAGACAGGCUAAGAUCGCUGUAGCUGUGCUCUGCUACAUCAACCUCAUCAACUACAUGGAGCGUUACACCAUCGCAGGUGUCCUGCUCAAUCUGCAGAAAUUCUUUGAUAUAAGUGACAGUACAGCUGCACUCCUGCAAACAGUCUUCAUCUGCAGUUUCCUACUUCUGGCCCCUCUCUUUGGUUACCUUGGUGACCGCUACAACAGGAAGUACCUCAUGAUUGGUGGGCUGAGCGUGUGGCUCAUCAUGGGAGCAGCCAGCUCUUUGGUCACUGAGUCGCUUUUCUGGCUGCUGAUGCUGCUGCGAGCCAUGGUCGGGAUCGGAGAGGCCAGUUACUCCUCCAUCGCUCCCACCAUCAUCGGUGAUCUCUUCACAGGGGCUCAACGGAGCGUCGUGAUCUGUAUAUUCUACAUCUUCAUCCCUAUUGGAAGUGGUCUUGGGUACAUCACAGGAGCAGGGAUGGCUGCUCUCACAGAAGACUGGCGCUGGGCUCUCAGGAUUACUCCCAUCAUGGGUGUAGUGGGACUUGUGUUGCUCGUCUUCUUGUGCCCAAACCCACCCAGGGGUGCUGCUGAAACUAACGGAGAAGGAGUCGAAGGGCAGAGCUCGUACCGGGAGGACGUCAAGUACCUGCUGAGAAAUAAAAGUUACGUGUGGUCAACUCUGGGAGUGACAGCGACGACCUUCCUCACUGGAGCCAUGGCUUUCUGGAUGCCAACUUUUCUGUCCAGAGCUCAGAUCGCUCAGAAUCUCAGACCACCGUGUGUGAAAGAGCCGUGCAAUGCCACAGACAGUUAUAUCUUUGGAGCUGUGACGGUGGUGACGGGCAUUAUGGGAGGUUGUCUUGGCACCGGUUUGUCCAGAUGGUUUAGGGACAAGGUGCCGAAUGUGGACCCCAGGAUCUGUGCGGCGGGGCUGCUGGGAUCAGCCCCCUGCCUCUUUGUUGUCAUCUUCGUGGCGUCAGUAAACAUCCCCACCACUUACGUGUUCAUUUUCUUAGGUGAACUGUUGAUUUCACUGAACUGGGCUGUCAUGGCUGACAUCCUGCUGUACGUUGUUGUACCGACCAGGCGAGCCACAGCCGAGGCUCUCCAGAUUUCAGUCGGUCAUCUCCUGGGUGACGCCGGAAGUCCUUACCUUGUAGGAGUGAUAUCUGACGCUGUAAGCAGAUCUGAUCCUACCAGUCACAUCUGGAGCUUCCAAAGUCUGAAGUACAGCCUGCUGGUCUGCCCGUUGGUCGGGGUCCUUGGUGGAGUGUUUUUCUCCAUGGCAGCUCUCUACAUCACUGAAGACAAGAAGGCAGCUCUGCGAUUGGUUGAAGCAGAAGACUCUCGACCACAUCAGGGACCUUCACCUGAGCCCGCCCUGGAACUCAGCACGCAGAAGAAAUGAGUAUUAAACCUGUGACGGAGAGAGCCAUGUCAUUCAUAAAUCUGUAAAUAUUUAAACUUCAGUUAAAAACUGUGACUUGUUGUUGGAGACUUGAAAAAAACGUCAUGUUUUGUGACUAAACUUUGAUGAAAUUAUGAACAAUGCAGAGAAACAUCAGACCGUUAUCCAUCAAAUGACCUCAUUAUAAAUGUUUUUCUGUUCACUCUGGAGGGAAAUUGUAUUUUCGACUGUUGAAGACAAAUCAAUUUGUUUGUACCAUUACAGUCUAUUAGUUGUACACUUGAAAAUCACUGUUUUUCAUCAAGGCACGGGACCUUCUGUAUAAAAACAAACAUACCCAUUAUCGUCCAGAAAUUGAAAAACUGCUCUCAACAACAAGGUGAGAAGAAAAGCUGAAACACUGUGAAUUUGUGGAAAAGUUUUCAAUAAAUUUGCUAUGAAAAUGACA
This is a messenger RNA of Labrus bergylta (ballan wrasse), 2100 nucleotides long. RefSeq names its product SPNS lysolipid transporter 3, sphingosine-1-phosphate (putative) (gene spns3). Lineage: Eukaryota; Metazoa; Chordata; Actinopteri; Labriformes; Labridae. Gene Ontology annotation, molecular function: transmembrane transporter activity. Gene Ontology annotation, biological process: transmembrane transport. Gene Ontology annotation, cellular component: membrane. The record is from RefSeq and is a predicted model, not a curated record.